AUGUGUAAAGCUUAUGGAAUUGGUAAAUUACCAUAUGCACAUCUCUUAACUACCUUGUUUAGAGAAUUGGAUAUAAAUGUCUCUAAGGAGAGUUCUAAGGCAUAUUUAAUUGUGCUUAGAGAAAUUCAUUUUGAUAAUGAUGGCAGAAAGAAACGUUUUGAAAAAGGUGGAUCUUCUAAAACCAAAGUUGAUUCAAAUUUCAAAAGUGAGAUUAUGAGUGAGCUUCAAGGACUAAGAACAUUUAUUAAUGAGAAAUUCAAGAAGUUAAAGAAACAGAUUGCAGACCUUAAGCAGGCACAAAGAACUGAUUUUGCAACCAGAGUUGAGACUGAUGCACAUGCAGGUGAUCCUCCUACUCAUUAUGGUAGUGCAUUUGAUCAUGGUAAUGUUGAGUGUGGAGGCACUGGGCUUGGUGAGUCUACUACUGUUGUUCUGCAUGAUAGUGAACAGGUUGUAAAACUUGAAGUUGAACCUACUGUUGAACUUGAAAGUGACCAAAUUGUAGAACCUGUAGUUGAGUCUACACAGAAGAAGGAAGAUUCUCUAAAGGAUCAGCAGGAGAGUGCUCCACCUGAACUUUCUGCAGCUGAAGCUUCUCAAGCUAAUAGGAUUUGUGCUUUCUUGGUUCUUUUUGGAUUAAUAUCUCUUGUUUCCUUUUUGGCUGAUGACAAAAAGGGGGAGAAUGGAUUUGCAUCUAAAGAGGAAGGGCACUCAAAGGCAUCUCAAGAUGAAUCUAAGUUGAGAAAGAAUAAGAUUAUGAAAGCUAAGACUCAAGUUAAAGCUUUAGCCAUUUUUGCACUUUGUCUCUCUUGUUUAGUCUCCUUUGAUGCUGCCUCUAAACCUAGCCAGGGCUUUAGUGUGGAACUAAUUAACAGAGACUCACCAAACUCUCCCUUCUACAAUCCUGAAGAAACUCGCACUCAACGCUUGGCUAAUGCUUUUCGUCGAUCGAUAAGCCGUGUCCAUCAUUUUAGCCCUGAAAGUCAAAUAUCUACCAAAGCCGCAGAGUCUGAUGUAUUCUCAAACCAAGGUGAUUAUCUCAUGAGAAUUUCAAUUGGCACACCACCUUUUGAAAUUCUAGCCAUAGCAGACACAGGCAGUGACCUUAUAUGGACACAAUGUGAGCCCUGCAGUAAUUGUUAUCAACAAAAUGUUCCUCUUUUUAAUCCAAAAUCUUCCUCAACUUAUAGAGACUUCUCCUGCUCUUCAAGACAAUGUACAACAACGAGUGGAACCAAAGAUUGUGACAGUGAUGGGAUUUGCCAUUAUGAGGCUUCUUAUGGAGACGGCUCCUUCACUAAUGGAAAUCUUGCAGCUGAGACCAUCACCUUGGAUUCUACAAGUGGCCCCCCUGUGUCUUUCCCUAAUUCUAUAAUUGGUUGUGGACAUAACGAUAGAGGAACCUUUGGACCCGAAGGUUCAGGCAUUGUUGGACUUGGAGGUGGUUCUGUUUCCCUUGUUUCUCAACUGGGUUCUACCAUUGGUGGCAAAUUUUCCUACUGUUUGGUGCCAGCAACAGCAAACUCAAGCAAGUUGAAUUUUGGAAGCAAUGCGGUGGUUUCAGGAACAGGAGUCCAGUCGACCCCAUUAACCUUCCAAAUUCUUAAAACCUUCUACUUUCUGACACUGGAGGCUAUAAGUGUUGGACACCAAAGAGUAGAAUUUCCUAGUUCUACCCCUGGAACCGGAAACAUUAUUAUUGAUUCUGGAACCACAUUGACGUUAGUCCCAGAAGACUUUUUCUCAGAUUUGUCUUCAGCAGUUGAUAAUGUGAUCCGUGGACAACGCGCCAAUGACCCCACCGGCACUUUCAGUCUCUGCUAUAGUAUUCAAUCUGAUCUAAAUAUUCCUACAUUGACAGCCCAUUUCACUGGUGCAGAUUUGGAGCUGCAACCUCUAAACACAUUUCUUCCAGUUUCUGAUGAUGUUACUUGUCUUGCUUUUGUGCCUAAUAGUCAAAUUGCAAUAUUUGGUAACGUAGCGCAGACGAACUUCUUGAUAGGAUAUGAUCUUGAAGGGAAAACCGUGUCCUUUAAGCCAACUGAUUGCACCACUGAGUAA
Molecule: messenger RNA, 2061 nt
Organism: Hevea brasiliensis (rubber tree)
Lineage: Eukaryota; Viridiplantae; Streptophyta; Magnoliopsida; Malpighiales; Euphorbiaceae
Product: aspartic proteinase CDR1-like
Exons: 5
Coding region: 1-2061 (686 amino acids)
Biological process (GO): proteolysis
Cellular component (GO): extracellular region
Molecular function (GO): aspartic-type endopeptidase activity
Source: RefSeq, a predicted model, not a curated record